AUGAACUGCUGUGAAUAUUUACCCAGGGUUAAUGUGCUAUCUAUAAUCGUUGACUUUGAUGAGUCACUUCAUGACUUGAAAGGAGUUGCGCUUCAAUCGAAGAACCAUCUCUUGAUCUCAUCUAAGAAGAAACAUACCGAUGUGGUCUUACCAAUAUACUUACCUCAUAAUAAUUUGAAAAUAAAAAGUGUUAACAAAACGAAGGACUGCUUAACGAUAUCUAUAAGUCUAGAGAAUCCUAGGAUUGAAAAUGAAAGGACUGAAUCGUUUGUAAGCUCAAACAUACAAAAAUGGUCAUGUAAAGACUUGAAAAAUAAAACACCGAAAGAUGGCGAUAUGGCAAAUCUUUUUACUUUCAAUUGCAUAUCUUGUGGCCAAGGAAUAAUAGAUUCGAGAAACUACAAGUUUCUUGAUAUGCCUUCUGAGUAUUGGCAUGAACUAAUGGACUUUUGGCAUUGUCACAAACCUCAUUCUGAUGAGCAAGUAGAGAAGGACUACAAUGGAAAGCUUCAAGCAAAUAACAAUGACGUAAUAAUGGGAAGCUACUACCUACAGUUGAAUGAAAAGUUUACACCCCAGAGCAUAAAUACACAUGAUGGUGUUACUUGUACCCAAUGUCAUACAAGUUUGGGUGAUUUAAAUGGCAGUAAUGUUAGGCUAUUUAAAUGGAAUCUUUCUCUUGCUUAUGGAACAAGAAAAGAAACAUUUCCGAAGUGGUUGUACAUUUACAGUGUGAUAUUGGAUAAGAUAAACAUAUCUGCUUCAAGGAAGUUUAAAAUUUAUAACGGGUCUGAAGGUAUAUUCCUUUGGAUUAUAGGCAUUGGAAUGGAUGUAUCAUACAGCGAUCAUAUUACGAAGAAUUCACUAAAAAUCCUAUAUUGUCCUGCAAUUUCAACUGGAAUCGAAGAACUUGAAAACGUCGAAUAUAUAGAGACAUUUCCCGAUGUAUUAAAAAGCUUCAACAACAAGAUAGACAAAGUGAAUAGUCUAUUACCAUCUUCUAGUAAACAAGUUUCCUUUGAAGAAGGUGGCGAAGUUCGAAAUUAUAAAGUUGCAUACAUUGGCACCAGUGAAGCCUCUUAG
Messenger RNA from Priceomyces carsonii, 1083 nucleotides. RefSeq names its product putative polyadenylation protein. The transcript has a single exon. The record is from RefSeq and is a predicted model, not a curated record. Gene Ontology annotation, cellular component: nucleus; cytosol; ubiquitin ligase complex. Gene Ontology annotation, molecular function: ubiquitin conjugating enzyme binding; cyclin binding; ubiquitin protein ligase activity. Gene Ontology annotation, biological process: protein polyubiquitination; protein monoubiquitination; protein autoubiquitination. Lineage: Eukaryota; Fungi; Ascomycota; Pichiomycetes; Serinales; Debaryomycetaceae. The coding region runs from base 1 to 1083 and encodes 360 amino acids.